GGAACAGCGAACGACCAGAGAGAGGAGAGACGGCGUGGAGACAGCAGCGCACGCACGCACUCACUCACACACUCACUCACACACACAGCCGGGGAACAGUGUGGAACUGCCGACCAGGGCUUUUUGUAUUCGUCUGUGAACUGUAAGGAACCUGGGCUAUCGUUUAAAGCCGUGGUAGCCUAACGGAAGGUCGGGGUUAUUUGUGGUUUUGGUUCCUGUCAACAACGGUCUCUCUCGGCGUCCUGGCAUUUUUCCGUCUUGCCGUGGAGGGGUUGGCCAGCGCUCGAGUUGUGGAGAGCCGUGAGGAGAGGAGAGGAGAGGGAGGGCGAGGAGAGUGGACCUCAUGUCAGUUGGAUUCGAUUGUGACCAAACGUCUCUCUUCAAACGCGAGAUCGAGGAAUUGCCUACUCUGCGGAGAGCGUCGCUCGCUACCCGUGAUAACGUCGUUCUCUCCCGAUCCCCGCUGUCAUUUCGCGAAGAACGUGGAUUGAAAGUUGCUUCCUCAACCAUGAACAGUAUUCACCCCUGGAUGAUUGGUGGAUUUCUUUUGAGUGCCUGAAAUGCGCUCUUAAACAACUAUUCCGGGAAGAAUUGUAGAGAACUUUAUUGGCAGCGCGAGCAGCCGAGAGGAAGAAACUGUUGUCGCGGUUAACUCAAGCCACAAGCCGCCCGCCGUGGGUACGCGUGCUUCCCCGUGUUGGCAGGGGCGUUUCGAGGCAACCUCGAGGAAGAUUUCUGGUGGCCGUGAAAUAGCUGUGGGUGGCGGUUCACCCAUCAAGAUGGAUUUACUCACAUGGAUGUUUGGAUAUUUAUUUGCACUUUGUCUGUCACCGUUGCGCGCCGAAGAAGCCGCAGGCGAGCAGUGCGGAGGUCAUCUGGACGCGAGUGACCCCGGCUACAUCACCACCCCGGGCUACCCUCUGGAGUACCCGCCGCACCAGGACUGCCGCUGGGUCAUCACCGCCCCCGAGCCCGCGCAGCGCAUCGUCCUCAACUUCAACCCCCACUUCGAGCUGGAGAAACUCGACUGCAGGUACGACUUCAUCGAGAUCCGCGACGGGAACUCGGACGCGGCCGACCUGCUGGGCCGGCACUGCAGCAACAUCGCGCCGCCCGCCAUCAUCUCGUCCGGCCCCGUGCUCUACAUCCGCUUCGCCUCCGACUACGCACACCAGGGGGCCGGCUUCUCGCUGCGCUACGAGAUCUACAAGACAGGCUCGGACUGCUCGCGUAACUUCACCAGCCUGUCGGGUGUGAUCGAGUCGCCGGGCUUCCCCGACAAGUACCCGCACAACCUGGAGUGCCACUUCAUCAUCAUCGUGCCCCCGCACAUGGACGUCACGCUCACCUUCCUGACCUUUGACCUGGAGAACGACCCGCUGCAGGGGGCCGAGGGAGAGUGCAAGUACGACUGGCUGGAGAUCUACGACGGCCUGCCGCAAGUGGGCCCUCUGAUUGGUCGUCACUGCGGUACAAAGAUCCCUCCUGAGGUGCAGUCGUCCACGGGCAUCCUGUCUCUGUCCUUCCACACGGACAUGGCCGUGGCCAAAGAUGGCUUCUCCGCACGCUACAACAUGACCUACAAAGAAGCCAGCGACAACUUCCACUGUAGCAAUGCCCUGGGCAUGAAGUCCGGCCGUAUCUCCGACGACCAGAUCACGGCCUCGUCGGUCUUCUACGACGGCCGCUGGAACGCGCAGCAGGCUCGCCUCCACAACGAGGACCACGGCUGGACGCCCAGCACCGACAGCCAGAAGGAGUACAUCCAGGUGGACCUGCAGUUUGUGAAGCUGCUGACAGGCAUCGCCACGCAGGGCGCCGUGUCCAAGCAGACGCAGAAGCAGUACCACGUCACCAGCUUCAAGCUGGAGCUCAGCACCAACGGGGAGGACUGGAUGGUCUACCGCAACGGCAAGAGCCACAAGGUGUUCCAUGCCAACAUUAACCCCACGGACCCCGUUCUCAAUCGCAUCCCUCAGCCGGUUCUAGCACGGUUUGUCCGGAUCCGACCCCAGGCCUGGAAGACCGGCAUUGCCCUGCGCUUCGAGUUGUAUGGAUGUCAGAUCACAGACCAGCCGUGUUCGGAGAUGCAGGGCAUGCUGUCGGGUCUGCUGCCCGACUCCCAGAUCUCGGCGUCCUCCAUGCGAGACCUCCACGCCCCCAUGGGCGUCGCCCGGCUGGUGGCCAGUCGCUCGGGCUGGUUCCCAAGCCCCGCCCAGCCGGUGGCGCGGGAGGAGUGGCUCCAGGUGGACCUGGGCGUGGCCAAGGCGGUGCGGGGCGUGAUCACGCAGGGCGCGCGCGGCAUGGACGGAGGCUCCAGCACGGAGAGCCGCGCCUACGUCAGGAAGUACCGGCUGGCGCACAGCGUCACGGGCCGAGACUGGACCUUCGUCAUGGACGCCAAGACCAACCUGCCCAAGAUCUUCGAGGGCAACACACACUUCGACACCCCAGAGAUCCGGCGCUUUAACGAGACGGUGGCCCAGUUCGUGCGCGUCUACCCCGAGCGCUGGUCCCCCGCCGGCAUCGGCAUGAGGAUGGAGGUGCUGGGCUGUGACCUGCCAGAGUCCACCACGGUUCCUGACACAGCAACCCCGACCAUGCCCCCUAUGGAGACCACCACAGGACAGAGACUUCCACACAUGGACACCUCUGCCUCUCCCUGGUUCGGAGGGCUGUGUGAUUUUGAGCAGAGUCUGUGCGGGUGGUCACAUGACCCGUCCACUCCGCUGCACUGGUCACUGCACAGCGCCGGACCUCCCCACGACUCCACCCAGCGCGGCUCCGACG
Sardina pilchardus (European sardine) is the source of this 2790-nucleotide messenger RNA. Its product is annotated as neuropilin-2-like. Gene Ontology annotation, biological process: axon guidance; vascular endothelial growth factor signaling pathway; angiogenesis. NCBI's taxonomy places the organism in Eukaryota, Metazoa, Chordata, Actinopteri, Clupeiformes, Clupeidae. Gene Ontology annotation, cellular component: axon; postsynaptic membrane; glutamatergic synapse. Gene Ontology annotation, molecular function: vascular endothelial growth factor receptor activity; semaphorin receptor activity. The record is from RefSeq and is a predicted model, not a curated record.